AGUUACUCAAGACUCUUAAAGAAUGAAAUGUCCCUGACGUUGUCUGUCAUCUGUUAAUUGUGUAAAUUUGAUUUUCUGUUUGUGUGUUGAUUUCAGUAUGUCAAGUGGACAUAUCGACACUAAGGAGCUUUAUGGUGAUGAUGGCUUCAUAAUCUUUCUGCUGGGGACAAACAGCAGGUGUAAGAGUCUGGUGGGAAAUAAAAUUCUUGAGUUUGACCAUUUCCAGCCAGAACAGUCCACACAUGAAGAGAUAUCAUUUGAGAUAGGGGACAAAUGGGUUACUGUUAUUUAUAUCCAAGAUUCUCAGAAACAAUCCAUAACGAUUCAGAGGUACACGGAGACAUCAUCAAGGCAGCCAUGCAUAAAUGCAUUUGUCCUGCAGCGUGACCAGGUUUCUCAGAGCGAUUUGGACACCUUUACAUUACUUAAGGAGAAAUUCGGAAAGAAAUUUGAAGAAAACUUGGUUGUAGUUUUGGUCAGCAGUAAAAAUGAUAAAUCAGCACAGCCAAAAAACGGAAGUGAUGAGAACUUGGGAAGUAUUCUCUAUCAAUAUAAAAGGAAAGUGUGUUAUUUUAACAAAAACUCAAAGCAAAGUGACUUGAUCAAAAAAAUUACAAAAUGUUGGAAAAGUGUGCCUGAGAUGCCUGUACCCAAGCAUGAAAGAUCACAUAUGGACACAGUUGAAGAGUGGGAGAUUAUACCACAAGCAUUGAUACAAGAGCGUAUCAAAGAGGUCCAAGCUGCAGGCAGAACAGAAAAGAAAAACAACAUGACUGUUGUGCUGCUCGGACAGACAGGAUCUGGGAAGAGUGCUACAGGAAACACAAUCCUGAAAAGGCAACAUUUUGACUCUUAUGCCAGUUCUCUGCCAGUCACACAAAAGUGCCAGAUGGCAAAAGAAACAGUUUUUGGCAUAAAUAUCAGUGUCAUAGACACCCCAGAUUUUUUUGAUGAAGACAUGAAAAACCAAAAGGAGCACAUAAAGAAGUGCAAAGAUCUUGCUCAGCCAGGGCCUGAUGUGUAUUUACUGGUCAUGGAGCUUGGACGAUUCACAGAUGGAGAGAGAGAGAUAUUACAUAACAUACAGAGGGUGUUUGGUGAGUCAGUAUUAAGAGAAACCAUAAUUCUGUUCACUGGCAAAGAGAAACUACGAGGAAAAACUUUAUCAGAGUACAUAAAAAACACCAACACCCAACUGCAGGAGCUUAUUAGAACCUGUGGGUCAAGAUGUCAUGCAAUUAACAACAAUGAUCGCAACGAUGCCCAGGUGAAGAGACUACUAGAGAUGAUUUUGAAUAUGAUGUGGCAAAAUGGAAAUACUGACAUAGAACAAUACUACCUGUAUAAGGAAUCACAAAAAAAAGAUUGCAGAAUCCAGUAGAAUUAUCACAUAUUCCUCUGAUAAUUGUGCCAUUGUUCAUAACUAAUUCAAUGUCUCCUGUCAUGUGCUUGUAGUUUUAUUUAAAACAAAAAAUAAAACUUACAUUUUCUACAGUCAAAUGAAUAUACUUAAGGUGCACUCAGUAACUUUUGUAUUUGUGUCAUUUGGACUUGAACCGACAGCUAGCGGCUUGGAUGCAGCAUCAUUUAAUAUAAAUAGUUUUCCGUUUCAGAUGCUGUGGUAGAAAUGUAGUAUUCACAGUCAGCCAUUGUGAUUCUAACCUGGCAGUGAUUCUAACAUGGCAGCCCCAUGUGCGGACCCUCUCCAUGUAGGAUAAAACAGGUUUUAUAAGAUUACUGAUAUGACUGGAGUCUUUAUUUUAAUGUGAGUGGUCAUGAUUUCCUGCAUAAAUUACAAAUUACAAUUAAUGUCUUCAGCAUUUAAACUUUUUGUUGGGGAAAAAAAUCACUCAGUGCGCCUUUAAUCGUUUGUGUAACAUUUUAAUAU
Messenger RNA from Xyrauchen texanus (razorback sucker), 1888 nucleotides. Its product is annotated as GTPase IMAP family member 8-like. Bases 98 to 1381 code for a protein of 427 amino acids. Gene Ontology annotation, molecular function: GTP binding. The transcript is spliced from 4 exons. The record is from RefSeq and is a predicted model, not a curated record. NCBI's taxonomy places the organism in Eukaryota, Metazoa, Chordata, Actinopteri, Cypriniformes, Catostomidae.